Cadophora gregata is the source of this 908-nucleotide messenger RNA. RefSeq lists its product as uncharacterized. Bases 1 to 807 code for a protein of 268 amino acids. Lineage: Eukaryota; Fungi; Ascomycota; Leotiomycetes; Helotiales; Ploettnerulaceae. The transcript has 2 exons. The record is from RefSeq and is a predicted model, not a curated record.
AUGGCAGAACAAAUACAACCACCCCAAAAGAAGCGCAAGCUGAAUUCAACCUCUUCCAUCAUUCCUGAAGUACGCAACAUGUUAUACAAAUAUGCAGCAUUACCAGAAGACACCGAGCCAGAGAAAAGAACAUUCACUACGAUCAACGAUGAUGGAAUGAUCACGGAGUCAGACGCUGCCCGAAGUUUCUUUAUCGACAAAAUCACUCAAGAUGGCACAAGUGAGCUGUUUGCCAAGCCUAUCACCAAAGUUUCCGAGCUCACAGAAGAGGUCCUUACGCUGGUCAUGCCCAAGAUUUUGUUUCAAGUCAGAAACCCCAAAGACCUUGAGGGAUUUGUAGAGCUGUUCGCUGCCCAUUUGGGUGUAUGCAACUUGGUACCAGAGCUCAAUCUUGAGAUUGAUUUUACUUGGUCUAUGGAAGAGGACCACACUGCUGAAUUGGGAAAGUUGGAGGAGAUUACGGUUCCGCACGGCAGAGGUUUCAUGAGCAAGUACGUGGAAGAGUGGUUGAGCAUGCUCGCUAUGUUCCCGGAUUCCGAGAGUAUCCAAAUCCAUCUCGUCUUUUCAAAGAUUUGGAGAGACUUUCGAGAGCUUCGAGGACUAUGCAAGAAAUUUGGCAUCAGCAACCGUACAGUCACGUUCCAGUUCUCCGAUCAAGAUGCGCACUUCUACAAAGCUCAGACUAUGGCAGCAGUGAAGGACGUAGAGACCGAGGAGCAGAUUAAUAUCAGUGUCAAAAGAAGAGAGGAACUGGUAAAUCUGGGCUGUAGAGGUUUCAACCAAGUCAGACGUAGUCUGAACGCCUAAGGGGAUGGAAGGGGGGUGGACUUGAGAGACGAAUGGACGACAGUGACCCUAGCAUGACUUCAAUAGGGCUGAGAAAUCAAGUCAAUGGACUGGCAGUUGCG